Molecule: messenger RNA, 1197 nt
Organism: Momordica charantia (bitter melon)
Lineage: Eukaryota; Viridiplantae; Streptophyta; Magnoliopsida; Cucurbitales; Cucurbitaceae
Product: Peroxidase superfamily protein
Biological process (GO): response to oxidative stress; hydrogen peroxide catabolic process
Molecular function (GO): peroxidase activity; heme binding
Source: RefSeq, a predicted model, not a curated record
CCAAUCUCAAAUCCUUCCUGUAUAAAAGUUUGAUGGGCAUUGCCAAUUGCCAUCUCUCCUCCCACUCAAGAAAAAGUUGUGCAAAAAGAUGGCAAUCUCAAAUCUCUCUCACAGUCACAGCUUGGUUCAUGGACUGAUGAUGCUUUGUAUUUUUUUCGUUCUAUGCCACUGCUUGGUUGCGACAGGUGACCCCCCAUUGACGUUGGAUUACUAUGCCAAAACUUGUCCCAAUGUGUUGCAGGUUGUGAGGAAAGAGAUAGAAUGUGCAGUGCUUUCUGACCCACGUAAUGCUGCUUUUCUUGUCCGCUUGCACUUCCACGACUGCUUCGUCCAGGGAUGCGAUGGGUCGGUUCUACUGGACGACACAAUAACAUUACAGGGAGAGAAAGAAGCUCCCACCAACAAACACUCCCUCCAAGGCUUCACAAUCAUUGACAGGAUAAAGAAUUACCUUGAAUCAGAAUGUCCUCGGAUUGUUUCUUGUGCAGAUAUACUCACUAUUGCAGCUAGGGAUGCAGUGAUUCUGGUGGGCGGACCUUAUUGGGAUGUUCCUCUGGGAAGAAAGGAUUCCACAACUGCGAGUUAUGAACUUGCAGAAACAAAUCUUCCCACCGCCAAUGAGGGGCUUCUCAGCAUCAUCUCCAAAUUUCUUUAUCAGGGUUUCUCUGUCACUGACAUGGUAGCGCUAUCAGGAGCGCACACCAUUGGAAUGGCGAGGUGUGAGAAUUUCAGGGCAAGGAUUUAUGGGGAUUUUGCAGCAACUUCUAAUGCUUACAAUCCAAUUUCCAAGCCAUAUCUUGAGAAGUUGAGGUCUGUUUGCCCCCCAGUUGGGAAAGCUGCAGAUAAUAACAUAACAGCAAUGGACAACGUGACACCAGAGCUCUUUGACAACUCCUAUUUCCACAUCUUGAUGAGAGGAGAAGGGAUUUUGAAUUCAGACCAGGAAUUGUAUUCCAGCCUUCUGGGAAUUGAAACCAGGAAUCUGGUGAAGAAAUAUGCUGCAGACCCACUUGCUUUCUUCCAGCAAUUCUCUGAUUCCAUGGUGAAGUUGGGAAAUAUCACCAAUUCUGAUAGCUUUUUCACUGGGGAAGUCAGGAAAAACUGCAGGUUUAUCAACACCUAGAACAAGGGAAAAAUCAUUGUCGUGUUUCUAAUUUCUAUAAAGGAAUAAUAAUUCUAAACUACACUUUUAUAAAA